Molecule: messenger RNA, 1775 nt
Organism: Sorghum bicolor (sorghum)
Lineage: Eukaryota; Viridiplantae; Streptophyta; Magnoliopsida; Poales; Poaceae
Product: cycloartenol-C-24-methyltransferase 1
Exons: 14
Coding region: 324-1358 (344 amino acids)
Biological process (GO): sterol biosynthetic process
Cellular component (GO): endoplasmic reticulum
Molecular function (GO): sterol 24-C-methyltransferase activity
Source: RefSeq, a predicted model, not a curated record
CGUGACCCCUCAUCAUCCGCCUCCGCCACAACCAAACGCACCCGCACCCGCGCCGCUCGUCCUCGUCUCCAAAUCCCUCCUGCACGGGCGGCGGCUGCACAGCCGUAGCCGUCUUCGAAUCCUCGGCGAAUCUACUCCUCAGUCGGUACGAACCGCUCUCUACCUCGGGGCAGAGUGAACGCGCGGCCCGCUGCUCGUCGUCAGCAGCGAGGCACCACCGCAGCAGCACCUCCGCCACCCGCCCCGGCGAGCACUGUCCGCUGCCGCGCGCCGGCUUCCGCCCACGGGUGCAUUCGAUCCGUACCGGCCGCCUACACUACACGAUGUCCAAGUCGGGAGCGCUGGAUCUUGCUUCUGGCCUCGGAGGGAAGAUCGACAAGGAGGGAGUGAAGUCGGCCGUCGAUGAGUAUGAGAAAUAUCAUGGUUACUAUGGAGGGAAGGAGGAAGCAAGAAAGUCCAACUAUACUGAUAUGGUUAAUAAAUACUAUGAUCUAGCCACUAGCUUCUAUGAGUAUGGUUGGGGUGAAUCCUUCCACUUUGCUCACAGAUGGAAUGGAGAAUCCUUACGCGAAAGCAUCAAGCGACAUGAGCAUUUUCUUGCCCUGCAACUUGGUUUGAAGCCAGGAAUGAAGGUUUUAGAUGUGGGCUGUGGAAUAGGUGGACCACUGAGAGAAAUUGCAAGAUUUAGCUCAACUUCAGUUACCGGAUUGAAUAACAAUGAGUACCAGAUAACCAGGGGAAAGGAGCUCAAUCGUUUGGCAGGAAUUAGUGGAACCUGUGAUUUUGUCAAGGCAGACUUCAUGAAAAUGCCGUUCGAUGACAACACUUUCGAUGCUGUUUAUGCCAUUGAGGCGACAUGUCAUGCACCUGAUCCAGUUGGUUGCUAUAAGGAGAUAUAUCGUGUGUUGAAGCCUGGUCAGUGCUUUGCUGUGUAUGAGUGGUGCAUUACUGAUCACUAUGAUCCUAACAAUGCAACCCACAAAAGGAUCAAGGAUGAAAUUGAGCUUGGCAAUGGCCUGCCAGAUAUCAGAAGCACUCGGCAAUGUCUUCAAGCAGUAAAAGAUGCUGGGUUUGAGGUUGUUUGGGAUAAGGAUCUUGCUGAAGAUUCCCCCUUGCCUUGGUACUUGCCCUUGGAUCCAAGCCGAUUUUCCCUGAGUAGCUUCCGUUUGACUUCUGUGGGACGCAUGAUUACUCGCACAAUGGUCAAGGCCUUGGAAUAUGUUGGUCUUGCUCCACAGGGCAGUGAGAGGGUCUCUAAUUUCCUAGAGAAGGCUGCAGAAGGUCUCGUAGAGGGCGGAAAGAAGGAGAUCUUCACACCAAUGUACUUCUUUCUUGCUCAGAAGCCGGUUUCGGAAUGAGCUCUUGGAUCACUUUCCAGGUAGCAGAGAGAAAGCAAGGAGGCAUUUCAAAGAAGCUGAGGGGGAACCCUGCAAUUCAAGAAAAUAUGGUUCUUCUGUGUAGGAAGAAAAUUAACGAUCAGUGUAGUAACUGUUAAGCUUUGUGUUUGUUUAGUUGUUUUGCUGCUUGAGAUUAUUGGUUUUUAGGGGGCUGACAAUGUGAAAUCCUUUUCAUCAUAAGCUCUACAAAUAAGAUGGUUUGUAUAAGACUCCAUGGAUACAGUAAAAUGUUUUCUGAGGUAAAUAAACUGGGGCGGUGUGGUGGUGAUUAGGAGAUGCCUGCAAUCAAGUGUAAUUCCUCUGUAUUACUACCAUUGAUUGAUUAUGUGCCUGAGACCCAUUUUGAACUAUAACGUGUCAAUCAAAUUGUUACCCUAA